Ostreobium quekettii is the source of this 2472-nucleotide messenger RNA. Lineage: Eukaryota; Viridiplantae; Chlorophyta; Ulvophyceae; Bryopsidales; Ostreobiaceae. The record is from the annotation of a GenBank genome assembly.
AUGCCGGCGCGCCGGCGCGCCCUGCUGGCCUUGCUCAUCUGCGCGGUCGCGGCCGCGGAGGUGGUGGGGGAGCGGGGCCCGUCGUCAGGGGAUGUUGCGGGCGAUGCCGGGCCCGGGCGGGGGCUGGCGCAGGCGCCCGAGUCCGUGGCCCAGCGGGUGAGCACGUGCCGGGAGCUGCAGGAGGCGCUGAAGCGGGAGAGCGUGAUGCGGAUCCUCAUCGAGGACAACAUAGUGUGCACCAGGCAGAACUGGCCGGAGCCCAUCAUCGUGCGGCGCAACCUCGACGUGACGCAGGGCCUGGCGGCGGCCGACGGCGGCGGCGGGCCCGAUGGCACGGAGCCUCCGCGGGCGUCCGUGAACUGGACCAACGUGCAGCACGUGCUGAUCGUGGAGCGCGCCGCGGUCGUGUACUUCCACGACCUGCUGAUGUUCCAGGACGACAUGGGGCUGGCGGGUGCGCUGGACCUGCUGUUUAUCGACACGCGCAAGGGCGCCACGGGCGUGUUCUCGGGCCUGGUGGUCGUCGUGCGCUCCUGCGGCGUGGACGUGGACGACUUCGAGGACCUGGUGGCGGGAUGGCCCCGGCCGGAGUUCCUGACCGGCCGCCAGAGGGCGCGGGCCAUCGGACCCAGCACGGUGCUGGUGGGGGACGUGGCCCUGUGGUUCCCCGAGGUCAACUCGCUGUGGCAGGUCUGCAACGCGGUGAUCGAGUGCGGCGUGCCCGAGGACUUCGACGCCAGGAUAGCGGAGCACUUCGACAGCCCAUGGGUGUCGUCGUCCUGCGCCAACGUGGACGGGGGGAGCGAUGCGCUGCCCCUGCCGCUGUCGGAGGCGGCGCAGCGGGGCGUGGGCGGCCCCGGCAGCGGCGCCAGCAUCGUGGGGACAAUCGUGCUCGUGGUCACGGUGACCGGCCUGGUGGUGGCCAUGACGGCGGGCAUGACCUACUACCACGUCCGUAGGAUCAAGAAGCACGUGUCCGCGGGCGCGGCGAGGGAGAACAUGAAGUCGCAGGCCGCGAUGGCGAUGAAGAAAGAAGCAGAAGGAGGGGCCGGAGGGCCGUCGUUUGCCAUCGAGCUGUUCGCAAAGAACAUGAAUGUUCCUCUGCAGGAUGUGGAGGUCGGCACUUUGCUUGGCAGGGGCGGCUUCGGAAAGGUGUACAAAGGGACGUGGAAAGGAACAACUGUGGCUAUCAAGGUCAUUGAGCAUGGAGAGCGACUCAUGGAGAACGAGUUGAAGCUUCCCUUUGAAGCCUACCUGAGCAAACACAUAUCCCACCCGAAUGUGGUGCAGACAUUCUUGAUACACACACGCCAGCAAGACAGUCCUCAUGGAGUGACUGUGGACACGAUGGACCUGAACGACUCUCUGAACCAGAUGGGCGACAAGAACAGCCUGAUGUCGACGCAUGACAUCUUCAGCAACAUGGCCAAAGGCUCAGUCGGCAAUGAGGGAGGCGAGCUAUUUGAGACCUGGCUUGUUCUGGAGUACUGCGAUAGAGGAUCCCUGGCAAAGGCAGUGAGAAAGGGACUGCUGAGCAACCAUAAGACAGGGAAACCAAGGAUGGACCAUGUGCUGUUAUCUGCUCUUGAUGUUGCCAAUGCGAUGAACUACCUGCACUCCUUGGGAAUAACACAUGGAGAUCUGAAGGCAGACAACGUGCUGUUGAAGAGUGCCAACACAGACAGGAGGGGCUUCUUCUGCAAAGUCAGCGACUUUGGUCUCAGCCGCUUCAUGGGGAAGAAUGACUACAUUCAGACCUUCACGUAUGGCACCAUAACACACAUGCCGCCAGAGCUUCUGAAGGAUGGCAUCCUGACCCCCAGUGUGGAUGUCUACUCAUUUGGAAUGCUUCUGUGGGAGCUGCUCGCAGAUUUGCAGCCAUACUCCGAAAAGAACCAUGGGGAAAUCAUACUGGCAGUUGUGAAUGAAGGUCGACGGCCACUCAUUGAUGAUUCAUUCCCUGACUGCUAUGCGGAUUUGAUUCGUGACUGUUGGAAGCAGAAUCGGCAAGACCGACCAAGAUUCCCGGACAUAGUGCGACGGCUAAAGCAGAUGAAUGUCAAUCUGGUGACAUACGGAACUCCCAACGGUGCUGCAGUGACCGACUCGGCAGGCUCGUUGUCGCUCAUCAGAAGAAUUGGGGAGCCAAGCUUGAUAGGACCACAGUGUACUGAGUCUCUACAGAGAAAGUUUGAUGCUGGGGUGUUGCCAGAGUCCACCACGACGUUGCCCGAAGUGCGCAGCAAUAACCCUUACUACGAGACAACAAACUCAGGAGAGACAAAGGGCGCAUGCCCUGUGUUGCGCCAGGAUUCUGCGGGUUUCAUAGCAGAUUACAGUCACGAGAUAGAUUCAGAAUCGGAUUCGCAUUCGCAUUGUUCUGGGUCCUCUGAUGGCUACCGGUCUGCUGCAUCUCAGGUUACUCGAUCCAGUGAACAUUCCUCUUCGUCAUUCCAUUUUCAGCCCACAUGA